AUGCUUCUGAACCCAGAGAGCCGAAGGAAUACUCCAAGAACCCCGAACCUAAAAGAAAAUCAUCCAGAAAUAGUGUUAGUAGAGCAAAAAAAAAAUAGAACACAAUUAACGAAAGACUUACCAGGAACAUCAAAGAGAUGCUUCAAAAACCCAGAGGGCCGAAGAAAUACUCCGAACCUAAAAAGGAAUCAUCCAGAAAAGAUUGAUGUUCAAGAACCCGGAGAGCUGAAGAAAUAUUCCAAGAACCCCAAACCUAAAAGAGAAUCAUCCAGAAAUGAUGUUAAUACUUCAAAAACCCAGAGAGCCAAAAGAAUACUCCAAGAACCCAAACUUAAAAGAGAAUCAUCCAGAGAAGAUGAAAAAAAAGAAAAUAAUGUUAGUGUAAAAAAAAAAAAAACCUUCCACUUAAUGAUUAACGAAAGACUUACUGAAAACACUGAAGAAAUACUACAAAAACCUGAGCUUGAAAGAGAAUCAUCAAGAAAAAACGUUAGUAGAGUGAAGAAGAAAAAAAAAACCUUAAUUAAUGACUUACUGGAAACGCCAAAAGAAUACUCCAAGAAACCAAACUUGGAAGAGAAUAACCAAGAAAGAAAAAAAGU
Messenger RNA from Racocetra fulgida, 602 nucleotides. The record is from the annotation of a GenBank genome assembly. NCBI's taxonomy places the organism in Eukaryota, Fungi, Glomeromycota, Glomeromycetes, Diversisporales, Gigasporaceae.